AAAAACAAACUCCCAUGACUAAAACGCAAGGAACAGGAAAGCAAGAACUGGAAGAAACAGCCAAUCUACAGGGCAAGCCAGCACACCGUUUUUCCCAUACGGUUGGCCCGGAAUUAGGCGCGCCUCGAUUGCUUCCUGGCCGCCAGAUUAAUCAUUCCCUCCCCACCUGAGGUUGGUCGCCUUCGAUGCUCCAAAUUUCUGAAGUUUCUUCUCGCCAGAUUUUGAUUUCUAUUUCAGGAGUUCAGAGAUUGGUUGGAAGAACAGCCAUAUUUGGGCGUCCGUCAGAAGUAACUCGUUUUAGUUUUUCGAGUUCCUGGGUCGACAAGGCGAGUUGGUUGGGUUGGUUUGCUUCAGGUUACAAGUGGUUUGACUUUUCCAAGGACAAAAGGUUCCAACAUGUAGGGAUUGCUCUGUUUCUGGGAUCUGGAUAUCUGAAGAGUUACUCCUAGUUCAGCCUCUUAGCCUGAAACCAGAGCAAGAGGCGCUUCCACUGAAUUGGUUUUAGUUGUCCUGUUUAGGCUCAGGUUAAUAGUGGGAUAUGAUGAAGCUAAAAAGUAGAAGACUGCCAUUUUAUGAGGAUGAUCAUCCACAUUUGGUUGCUCAAGUAAAGUCUACAUCCAAGAACAUGAAGGAAGGUGUUAAGCAUCAUCAACCAGUUCAACUCAGAAGAAGUAGAUGGGUUCUUGGUGAUGUAACCGAGGUGUUGGAUCAUAAUUCGUGGAGGCUUGGGAAGAUUACAGAGGUGCUGAAGAAUGACUAUUUUGUCAUCAGGCUAGUGGAUUUCAUCCAACCGAGGGAAUUCCACAUAUCUUGCUUGAGGAUUCCACAUGCUUAUCAUAGCAAGCAGCUGACUGUAGCAGACAGGGUCUCUGAGCUGAGUAAACCAGUCCGACUUGUUAAUCACUCCUCUCAUCACUCAAAAUUUGUGAUGGAACAGGAUCAUCGAGCUUAUGAAGAUGAUGAUCACAAUACUAAGAGGAAAGCGGCCAAUUUUUGUGCUUCCACCAGUGCUAGAACUGUGAAGAGAAAACUAGAAGCGAGUACGAUGCCACCUAGCGAUUUAGUUAGAAGAACAGGCAAGAAACAGAAAGUAGCUGCAUAUGAAGUUCGGCAGGUAACCAAGAAUGUGUUGCCUCUGAAGAUGUCUGCUAGGAAUGACAUUGGUGGCGAUCGCUUUUGUAGGCCUUUAAGUGGCAAAUGCAAUGACCUUGCCAAGAGCAACAAUACCAAGAGAAAACCAGAUUGCAAAGUUCUUCCUUCCUCUGAAAUACCUUUGCACAUAAGAGAAGAGAACGAGUGCUCAGUGGCUAGCUGCAGCGUAAAUUACAUGGAAUACUGUACCAAUGAUGACGAACAGUCAGUCAGAAUCUGCGGUUGCUUCCCUGAUGAUGCCAUGUCUGCAUGUCCAUCUAUGUCUGCCCAGGAGAAUAAUGAUGACAAUGGAUCUGGUUUACAUAUGAAUAUACAUGAGCUGGAGCUGCAAGCAUACCAAUCAACAGUCAGAGCUUUCCACGCCGCGGGACCAUUGACAUGGGAGCAGGAGUCACUACUGACAAACCUGCGCCUCUCGCUGAACAUCUCAAAUGAGGAGCACUUGCUUCAGUUGAGGCAUCUCUUGUCUCUUUGAAAAUUUGAAAACUAAUACACUUUUGGUGUAUCUCUGGAUUACCCCCAACUUGUAGAUAUCUCCACAGCUUCGUAGAGCUGGCAUCUACUUUUAUGGUAGUGUAUAUAUAAAGGAGUAAAGAGAAACUUACCUAUAGUUCUUGUACUUCAUCAAACUUUGUUGUCAGGAGUAAAUGAAAUUAGUGCUUUCAGGGAAAUGCAGAGCUAUCAUGUUGAUAGUCAUGGUUGAAAUACUAGUUUCUUUUUUCUUUUGAGGGAGUUGAAAUAUUAGUUGCAGUUACUGAUUUCACCCAUUC
Messenger RNA from Setaria italica (foxtail millet), 1922 nucleotides. RefSeq lists its product as uncharacterized. NCBI's taxonomy places the organism in Eukaryota, Viridiplantae, Streptophyta, Magnoliopsida, Poales, Poaceae. The record is from RefSeq and is a predicted model, not a curated record. The coding region runs from base 539 to 1627 and encodes 362 amino acids. Gene Ontology annotation, biological process: defense response to fungus. The transcript has 5 exons. Gene Ontology annotation, cellular component: nucleus.